Molecule: messenger RNA, 1446 nt
Organism: Ilyonectria robusta
Lineage: Eukaryota; Fungi; Ascomycota; Sordariomycetes; Hypocreales; Nectriaceae
Exons: 3
Coding region: 1-1446 (481 amino acids)
Biological process (GO): regulation of DNA-templated transcription
Molecular function (GO): DNA-binding transcription factor activity, RNA polymerase II-specific; zinc ion binding
Source: RefSeq, a predicted model, not a curated record
AUGAGGGACCGCACCCGCGAUAAACGAAGGGUACAUACGAUAUCUCGGCCUCAACAAUCCGGAACGGAGAAAAAGGACCGCCAAAAAGAUACUUGCACUGAUACAGACGCCCAGUUAGUCAACCUCUCCGAGAUGGAGAAUCCGACGAAAGUAAGACGGCCAGCUGCAAAACCUCUCACACCGGCAGCGUCAUCAGAUAUCCCAUCACCAUCUAAAAGCCGUGAGGAUCGAGCAGCGACACCAACCAUCGCCGAAGCACCCAAAACGAUCAAACGUCGUCGACCAAGGGCGGCAACAGCUUGCGACCACUGCAGGGCUUGCAAAGUCAAAUGUGACAUUGACAAGGAAGUUCCCUGCGUCAAUUGCAAGCAGAGGGACAUAAAGUGCAUUGUCACUCGGCGUUAUCACAGGAGAAGACCGCCGUUACCAACCAACACUACUUCAACCGAAACAAAUGUCAAUUCCACUCCGACAGAUCCAUCGCAAGCCAAAUUCGGAAACGCCGACACGGCAAAUAAAGUGAACGCCUUCUUAGAAACGCAUCAAGACCUGGCUCAAGACGCAUCAACAGAACCUUUGAACAGGAAAGACAUGUAUUCAUCGAGCGUAUAUAUGGACUUUAGCGAAGAUUUCGAGAAAGGCAUUUCUCACGAACAUGUUUUGCCGUCGACUUUUCAUCAACCGUCUGAUCUUGGACAAAACUUGGAACUAGGUCACCUGUUAGCCCAUCCUAUCAACCAUGAAGCAGCCGGCUACGAUGUUGGAUCGAAGUCAGAUGUUCCACGCCCCAGCCAGACAUCACUCUCUCUCGACGAAAGGAUCUACAAACAAGCGGGUUCUGAGAUCGACAUGAGCCUGUGGCCUCAUUACCAGCCUACGAAAAGUCCACUUCUACCCAAUACUGCACCCGGGCAAUCGGACGAGGUUCAACACAGCUCAAAGGAUUCUUCCCUUGGUUCGCAUCUACAGCGCUCCCUACUCGCACUGGCCUUAGAAUGCACACGUGCCAAUGUUUCCAUGAGUGAAUUUUCAGCUCAUGUCCUCGAUAAAGCACAGAAGAAAAGCCCUUUAGAAUCCCAAGCAGCAGGAAGAAUUGGAAGCUCCUGGAGCCGCUUAUUCUUUGGGGAAACCCUGCGCCAAACCCAGGCAACAUUGCGACAGAGUUUGGCUGCGGUCAAUAUGGUCCAGCAAAGUUUAUCCUUGCUCAAAGACACAGUUCUCACAGCUCCAACGAGUCCAAACCCGCAAACAAGGCGCUACGACAAGAGUCGAUUCGUGGACCCAACAACACCACCCACUGACAAGGCGUCGCCGAUAGAAGUGCCAAUAACGACAAAGGAACCAUGUUUUGUCGAUGGCGAAAUCAGGCAACAUCCACGUCGUAUCGUGGAGGAAGGCGAUGGCUUUGGCUUGUUUAAUCAAUGGGCCAACUUUAUGGCGGUAUGA